Molecule: messenger RNA, 1064 nt
Organism: Dendrobium catenatum
Lineage: Eukaryota; Viridiplantae; Streptophyta; Magnoliopsida; Asparagales; Orchidaceae
Product: organic cation/carnitine transporter 4-like
Exons: 1
Biological process (GO): transmembrane transport
Cellular component (GO): membrane
Molecular function (GO): transmembrane transporter activity
Source: RefSeq, a predicted model, not a curated record
GCUGCGGAAUAUUCGGCCACCUAUCGGACUCCUUCUUGGGCCGCAAAGGUUCUCUUAUAGUGGGCUGCAUAGUAAACACAAUACUCGGCUGCCUCACCGCCUUCUCCCCUUCCUACACCAUCUACGUCCUCCUCCGCAUUCUCACCGGCCUCUGCACCGGUCCCAUGGGCACCACCGCCUUCCUCCUCGCCACGGAGCCCAUCGGCCCUUCCCGCCGAGCCGCCGCCGGCAUUUCCGUCUUCUACUUCUUCUCCGCCGGCAUCAUCUUCAUCGCCCUCCUGGCCUCCUGCCUCCCCUUCUCCUGGCGCUCCCUCUACUUCGCCUCCUCUCUCCCAACCCUAGCCUUCGUUCUCCUCAUCCUCCCCUUCCUCUCCGAAUCCCCCCGCUGGCACCUCAUCCGCCGCAACCCCGACACCGCUCUGCGCAUCCUCCGCUCCAUCGCCAAAUCCAAUUCCCGCUCCAUUAUCCCCUCUAACGUCACUCUCGCCCUCGACUGCGGAGCUGAAGCUGAAGUCGAAGCCGAAAUAUCUCCGCCAUCCAUCAUCGACGUUAUCCGCUCGCGCGUCACUCGCCCCCGACUAAUCCUCUCCGUCAUCACAAGCUUCUUCUGCUCCGUUGUAUACUACGGCCUGACAUUAAACGCCGCUAACCUAGACACCAACAUUUACCUCAGCGUGAUAAUAAACUCAGUGUCGGAGUUGCCGGCGUUCACCAUCGCGGCCUUCUUGAUUGGGAGGUUCGGCAGGAGGAGACUGACCGUUGGGACGAUGUGGUUGAGCGGGGUGUUCUGUGUGGCGGGGGCAGUGGUGGCGGGGGGAGUGGUGAGGAUGGCUUGUGGGGUGAUGGGAAUAUUUGGGAUAGCUGCAACGUAUAAUUUGCUGUUGGUGUAUACGGCGGAGUUGUUUCCCACGACGGUGAGGAACACAGCGUUGGGAUGUGUGCAGCAGGCGGAGCAGAUUGGGGCGGUGGUGGCGCCGAUGGUGGUGGUGAUGGGGGGAGGGGUGACUUUCUUGGUGUUUGGGGUGUGUGGAGUGGUGGGGGGAGUGCUGGCUUUGUAUAUGCCG